Molecule: messenger RNA, 819 nt
Organism: Lasiodiplodia theobromae
Lineage: Eukaryota; Fungi; Ascomycota; Dothideomycetes; Botryosphaeriales; Botryosphaeriaceae
Product: Histone chaperone asf1
Exons: 4
Coding region: 1-819 (272 amino acids)
Biological process (GO): nucleosome disassembly; DNA replication-dependent chromatin assembly; nucleosome assembly
Cellular component (GO): nucleus
Molecular function (GO): histone binding
Source: RefSeq, a predicted model, not a curated record
AUGUCUGUUGUGUCGUUGCUGAACGUCGACGUCCGCAACAAUCCCGCGCCUUUCACUGCGCCCUACGAAUUCGAAAUCACCUUUGAGUGCGUCGAGCAGCUGAAGUCCGACCUGGAGUGGAAGCUCACCUAUGUCGGCUCCGCGACUUCCUCCGAACAUGACCAAGAGCUUGACUCCCUCCUCGUCGGCCCCAUUCCUGUCGGCGUGAACAAGUUUGUUUUCGAAGCCGACCCACCGAACCUCUCGCGCAUCCCGAACAACGAAAUCCUCGGCGUUACCGUCAUUCUCCUCACCUGCAGCUACGACGGCAGAGAGUUCGUGCGCGUGGGAUACUAUGUCAAUAACGAGUACACGGACGAGGCUUUGAUCGCCGAGCCACCGGCUAAGCCCGUCAUUGAGAAGGUCCGCCGCAACAUCCUGGCCGAGAAGCCUAGGGUCACGCGCUUUGCUAUCAAGUGGGACUCGGAGGAGAGUGCUCCAGCGGAAUUCCCGCCCGACCAGCCUGACGCUGACCUGGCCAACGAUGACGAGGAUGCCUACGCUGCGGACGAAGCCGGAGAGGACCUCGAGGAAGAAGAGGAGGUUAAGGCCGACGGCGAGGAUGAGGAGAUGGGCGGAGCCGACGACACUGCUGGCCCCGCCAAGGACGACGAUGAUGCCUCUGAUGCUGGCUCUGAGGAUAUUGAGGGCGAGAGCAGCGAGGAUGACGAGGACGACGAGAUGGAGGGAGGCGGCGACGACGACAUGGAGAUGGACGACGAUUCGAAGGCCAAGCAACAACACAUGCCCGCACACAACGCCGAUGUCAUGGUCCACUAG